AUGUCAAAUUCUAAUUCAAAUUCAAAUUCAAAUUCAAAUUCUGAAGUAGAAUCAAGAGGUAAAUCUCUUGAAAUUGAAGAAUAUCAAAUUGAUAAUAAUUAUCAAUCAUCAGAAACUUUAGAUAUUCAUCAAUUAAAUAAAGUUUAUCGUAAAUUGGAUUUAAGAAUUAUACCAGCAUUAUGGUGUCUUUAUUUUUUAACAUCAUUUGGUUCCAAUUGUUAUGGAUUGACAUUAACUAUGAAUAGAUCUGAAGGUCAUUCAUUAGCACAGCAAUUACAUUUAACUUCUAAAGAUAUAUCUACUGCUCUGGCAUUAUAUUAUGUUGGUUAUAUUAUAUUUGAUGUCCCCAUGAAUUUAAUCAUGACUAAAGUUAGUCCUCAAACUUGGUUAGCAAGAAUUGUUAUUACAGUUGGAUUAGUUUAUACAUGUUAUCAUGUUUUAUAUAAUUCUGGUGGAGUCAUUGCUGUUAGAUUCAUUAGUGGUGUUGUUGGUGCUGGUACUUGGCCCGGAUUAAGUUAUUAUGUCAGUUUAUGGUAUCCUAAUGAUAGACUGACAAGAAGAAUUGGUUAUUAUUUCACUGCGGCUCAGAUUUCUGCUGCUGUUGCUGGAUUAGUAAGUGCUGGAUUUCAAAAAAUGGAUGGUGUUCAUGGUUAUACCGGUUGGCAAUGGAUGUAUUUAGUUUAUGGUGUUAUUACUAUGGCGGUGGGUAUUUCUUUAUUAUGGUGGUUACCUGAUAGACCAUUUAUUGGAGUUAAACAACAAAGUAAUAAAUUUGUUGAAAUUUAUAGAAAAUUCACUACUCCACCUCAUCCAUUAAAUGAACAAGAAAAAGAAUUACAUCGUAAAGAUUUACAACAUAGAUAUAAAUUAUUGAAAUGGACUUGGAAAGAUGUGAUUAAUAUUAUUACUGAUUUAAGAAUUUGGCCGUUGAUUAUUAUGUAUUUUGGAGUUGUUGGUACUGGAUUUGGUUUAGCAGUUUUCGGUUCCACUAUUAUUGCUACUAAUAAUCCAAAUUUAACAUCUAUACAAGUAUCAUUAUUAUAUGCUCCAAUUUGGUUAUUUGAUUUAGGUGGGAUAUUAAUAAUUACUCCCUUUGCUGAUAGAUUCAAAAAAUUCCGGGCAUUAAUCUUCAGUGGUGCUUGUGUUAUCAUUAUUGUUGGUAUGAUAGUUACAACAUUUGCUCAUGGUUCAUGGAAUAAAUAUGCUGGGUUGUUAAUUGCUGGGUUUGGGUUAGGUCCUACUGUUCCUAUUUGUAUGUCUUGGUCAGCAGAAAUUUUCCAACAACGUUAUGGUGAUGUUGGUUGUGCUGUUAGUGCUGCAUUGGUCAGUGGAUUAGGAAAUUUGGGUUCAGUCACUUCUACUUAUGCAUUAUAUUCGGGUUGGCCAGAAGAUAAAGCUAGAUUAUACCGAAACUCAAACAUGAUGUUGGUGCUUAUGUUGGGAGUCAGUAUCAUUGCUUCUGGUGUAUGUCAAUUGAUCAAAGAUAAAGUUAGACAACCAAAAUAA
This is a messenger RNA of Candida dubliniensis CD36, 1506 nucleotides long. RefSeq lists its product as uncharacterized. Lineage: Eukaryota; Fungi; Ascomycota; Pichiomycetes; Serinales; Debaryomycetaceae. Gene Ontology annotation, biological process: biotin import across plasma membrane. The record is from RefSeq and is a predicted model, not a curated record. Gene Ontology annotation, cellular component: membrane. The transcript has a single exon. The coding region runs from base 1 to 1506 and encodes 501 amino acids. Gene Ontology annotation, molecular function: biotin transmembrane transporter activity; dethiobiotin transmembrane transporter activity; solute:proton symporter activity.